Molecule: messenger RNA, 1365 nt
Organism: Aspergillus bombycis
Lineage: Eukaryota; Fungi; Ascomycota; Eurotiomycetes; Eurotiales; Aspergillaceae
Product: MFS transporter
Exons: 4
Coding region: 1-1365 (454 amino acids)
Biological process (GO): transmembrane transport
Molecular function (GO): transmembrane transporter activity
Source: RefSeq, a predicted model, not a curated record
AUGGUCUCGGGAUCAUCCGACGCUCAAGCAGCGACUUUCAAGAGUAGCACCGAGGUUAGAACCACCAUUGCUGACUCGGAAAACCCAAAGAAAUGGCCGAAAGAGAAAAAAUGGACUAUCACCGUUGUUGCCUCACUCAUGACAUUCUCCGUCACGUUUGCGAGUAGUAUCUUCAGCACCGCGGAAAAGCAAACGGCGGCAGAGUUCCAGGUGUCGCACGAAGUGACGAUAUUAGGUCUUAGCUUGUUUAUGUUGGGAUAUUGUUUUGGACCGCUGCUAUGGGGCCCACUAUCCGAAAGCCAUGGACGUAGAUUACCCUUGAUGCUGGGUGUGAUCGUCUUCUGUAUCUUUCAAGUACCCGUAGCUGUGGCCCAGAACGUGCAAACCAUUAUAAUCUGCCGCUUCAUUGGUGGUCUGUUUGCCUGCUCGCCUCUGUCAAUUGUCGGAGCCACUCUUGCGGAUAUCUGGGAUCCGGUGGAACGUGGAAUUGCUGCGUGUAUAUACUCUGGGGCGACAUUCUCUGGACCCGUUCUGGGCCCGAUUGUGGGCGGCUUCGUCGUGAACAGCUAUCUCGGCUGGCGAUGGACAGCUUGGCUGACUCUGAUCCAAGGGGUCUUUUUCUGGGUCCUUGGCAUGAUUUUUGUGCCUGAAACUCACGCUCCGACAUUGUUGCGUCGGUUCCAGGCUCGUGAGUGCGGUUCUGGCGCAAGAGAAGAACUAGGGCAAUCAAGUACCACAUCGCCCGUAAGCCACAUGAACUGGAGGGAAUUUAUGACAAAAUACUUGGCGCGACCACUUGUUAUGUUGGCCUCCGAGCCCAUCCUGCUGUUAACAACCCUGUAUAUGUCCCUCGUCUACGGGACGUUGUAUCUCUUUUUUGAAGCGUAUCCCAUCUCGUUUCAGGACCAGCGCGGAUGGAAUGCCGGUGUAGGAGCACUGCCUUUCCUGAGCAUUAGCGCAGGUGUCGUCUGCGGCAAUCUGACCAUCGCAGCAACAACUAUCCUCCGUCUUAAACGCAAAUACAAUGAAGGCGGCGGUAAAGUCGCACCGGAGGAGCGCCUGAUCCCCAUGAUGGCCGGUGCCGUCGUUUUACCACCAGGACUAUUCUGGUUUGCAUGGACCAGCAGCCCUCACAUCACUUGGAUACCUCAGGUCCUGGCUGGGAUUCCGAUUGGCAUGGGUAUUCAGGUCAUAUAUACGAUGGGCCUCAACUACAUUCUGGACGUGUACACCCCCUACGCUGCCAGCGCUGUCUCGGCAAACACCUUUGUGCGAUCCAUGGCUGCGGCAGGUUCCCACUUACCAAUAUUGUUCUAUGUCUAUGGGGAACGACUAAGGAAGCUAGGCCGGUAUAGUGUCACGUAA